CAACGAGAAGCCAAAUUUUUUUUUUUUUUUUUUUUUUGCCUUUCUUCUCCCGAGAGGGAAACCAAAAUUGAAUACAAAAAUUGCUGAAUUAGGAAUCAAUCUCGCAACAAGCAAAGCAAUUUCACCGGAUUCCAUGUCGUGGGAGCUCUCUCUCAUGUUUCUCUGAGAAAUUGAUUUCGUCUCUGAUUUGGGAAAACACAAAAAAAAAAAAGCUUGGAAAGAGGUGUUUUUGGGAAACCCUAGGAGAGAGAAACUAAUUUUAGAAUUUGGGUGAUUUUGCCCGAGUUUUGUGCCCUAGCUUUUUGCGUUCGUUCCCGUUCUACGUUCAAUUCCCAGUUAAGUUAGAAUUCGAAUUUAUGGUACAUCCAAGGUGGUGAUGCAUGGAAACGUUUCAGGAUAUCUUCUAGUAAAUGCUGAGGUUGAUUCCAUGGGAGGAGUUAUUGAUAGUGGAGGUGGUAUUGGUGUUAAAACAUCUCCGCGCCGAACAGCAAUUGAGAAGGCUCAAGCGGAGCUAAGGCAAGAGUAUUAUGUCCGUGAGGAAAGGAGGAGAGAAUUGGAGUUUCUGGAGAAAGGCGGUAAUCCCUUGGAUUUUAAGUUUGGCAUUGCAACUUCACAAAGCGUCCAAUCUACAUCACUCACAGAUCAGCAAGCAGAGCAUUUUGUAAACAGUGAAGUCAAGGAUAGUUUUGCCCUGACUGCCUCACCACAUGGAGACUCUGUGGAGAGUAGCGGUAGACCUGGAGUUCCUACAAAUUCUGAACCCAAUACAGCAGAUAAUCUCUUACUGUUUGAUUCUGAAAACAAGUCAGUUGAAGGAGAAAGAAAUUUGAGAUAUCCUAAUAGGCAAAACAGAACUUCUGAGUCAGAACGAUCCUCCAAAGCAAAUACCAACCAGAAUACCAAAGAAACAGAAGAUUCUGCCAUCUUUCGCCCGUAUGCUCGAAGGAACAGAUCAAAGAUUAAUCGGGAUCCAUCUCGGUCAAGCUCUACGGAUUUAGUUCAGAAUCGUGGUGGUCUUGCAACGUCUAUAUCUAUUCGCAGAGGAUCAGUGGAAGGAAAGGGUUGCAUUCCCGAAGCAGCGAAUCAAAAGGAUAGGCAUACAACUUCCGUAUCUUGUCCAAUAUUUGCAAAUUCAAAUGGUAAUAUCGUUCCAAAAAAUAUAGUUCCCAGCAAUUCGCUGAAUACUAAGGUGGAUGGUGAACCUGUUGUACGAGAGAGUACUGCUGGAUCUAAGACUAGUCUAUUGAAAGAUGAAGCCGACAUUACAUAUAGAAAAAGCUCUGCAUAUUUGUCAGUUGGAGAGUCUGGCCUUGCUGUGGAGAAGGCACAAAUAGUUUCGACUGGUACAGAGAUUGGUUCUCCCAAAGCUGUAACAAUAGCUGGUCAGAAAAAUAAUUCUACCCAACUGAAUGGCCUAAGAGAUUCCACGGGAGAGGAAGAAAGCUUAACAAAUAGAGGAGCUGCAGGGACUAAAGGGUUAGAGUCAGAGUCUUCUCUUGCUAACAACAUAGAAGUAGAUGUAGAUAAUGGAAGGGAUCUUUAUAAAGUGGACAAACUUGACUCGGAUGAAAUCUCUAUGCAGAAGGCUGUAAGAGUAGAGGGGUUACUGAGUCAAACAGUUGAUGAAAUGACGAAAACUAAGAUUGAGGAUGAGACAGGUCGACCUACUACCAUUAUUAGUGAGUGCAUUCCUGAGAAAUUGGUUAAAAUUGAAAAUCAAAAUCACAGAAGUACAGCUGAGAUGCAAAAUGAAGAGAAAGGUUCUGAGACUGAGAAAAGGCUUCAAGAUGGGUUGGCUGUACCCGAAAAUGACAGGAAAGCUGGUAGUCUUUUACCUGAAAAUCCUUGCAGCUCGUUGUACUCUGAAAUUCCUCAGGCAUCUGUAGACACAAGUUCCUGCGCAGUUGGCGAUAAUUUAUUGUCAGGAACUGACAUUGAAGAAUCAAAACAUCAGCCGAGCUCAGAUGCAGUAGUGUUUGAUACUGUGAAGGAGGACUCCAUUCUUGAGGAGGCAAGGAUUAUACAGGCAAAGAGAAAAAGAAUUGUCGAGUUAUCUUGUGGUACUGCACCAGUGGAAGUCCGUGAGAAAUCUCAAUGGGAUUUUGUCCUCGAAGAAAUGGCAUGGCUGGCAAAUGAUUUUGCGCAGGAGCGCCUUUGGAAGCUGACUGCUGCCGCACAAAUUUGCCAUCGUGUUGCUUUGACUUGUCACUUGAGAUUUGAGGAACGAAAUCAGCACAGAGAGCUGAAAAAAAUAGCUUCAAUCCUAUCUAAUGCUAUCUUGCAAUUCUGGAGUUCUGUGGAGGUUCCUGGGGAACUGGAGGAGACAAGCAUGGAAAUUGUUAAGGUAUUUUACUGUCAGACCUUAAUUUUUGGUUGUGGGAAUGGUCUUUGAUGGCAAUGGUGAUCAUAUGGUUCUUUCCUUGUCU
This is a messenger RNA of Camelina sativa (false flax), 2426 nucleotides long. Lineage: Eukaryota; Viridiplantae; Streptophyta; Magnoliopsida; Brassicales; Brassicaceae. The record is from RefSeq and is a predicted model, not a curated record.